GCGGUACCGAGCACACUAAAGCAGCGUUACCGCGGACUCCUCGCAGCCGUCGCUCGCUGUCGGUUCAGGCCGGCACUCUGCGCUCCGUCCCGCCGCUCCUUAGCAGGCAGCGCGGGGCACCCGCAGAGCCCGAGGUCCCCGCUCGUCCCGCCCCCCGCGCUGCUCGGUACCAAGAUGGCGGUGUCCGCCGAGCUGGCGGCUGCGAUGCGCUGCGGGCUGUGCUGGCUGUGCCUGCUGCUGGGGCUGCCCGCGAUACACGUAUAUGGAGCACAGUUGUCAUCAGAAGCUUGCAGGGAACUUGGCUUCUCCAGUAACUUGCUCUGCAGCUCUUGCAACCUUCUGGGGCAGUUCAAUCUGAAUCAGUUGGAUCCAUUCUGUAGGCAGUGCUGCCAAGAAGAAGCUCAGCUGGAAACCAGAAAGCUUUAUGCAGGAGCUGUCCUAGAGGUAUGUGGAUGAAAACUGGGAAGGUUCCCUCAAGUCCAGGCUUUUGUCAGGAGUGAUAAGCCUAAGCUCUUCAGGGGACUGCAAAUCAAGUACGUGCGUGGUUCUGACCCUGUACUGAAGCUGCUGGACGACAGCGGGAACAUUGCAGAAGAACUGAGCAUCCUCAAGUGGAAUACAGACAGCGUGGAAGAGUUUCUAAGUGAAAAAUUAGAGCGCCUAUAAAUCACUGCUUUUGCGUUCCCUUUUCAGGUCUUUUCAUGGUAAUCAUCUCCGAUGAAACGUGCUGCAAUUGUAAAAAACAUUCCAGUUUCUAUGUUAAUUUUAAAAUACCUAUUGUGCUGUACUGAACGGCUUGUAAUUGGAAGGGGGAGCUUCAGAACUCAUCUGACAAAUUGACAAACAAAAGAGCUUGUCGUAUAUUUCAGUUUUUAGUGCAUUUAUCAAUAACAAAACGCUGUUUCCAACUUCGUUCUGCAAAUAUCAUUUUGUUACAAUCAGGCUUAUAUUUUGGGUUUUUUUCACAAACAUCCUUUAAAUUUAACAGCUUCAGAUGAUUGAAAUGGUUACCAUGUUCCUGUAUGCUGCUCUUUAUAAACAUUUCACAACCAAAAGCAAGGUAACGUCUCCCAGAGAACCUUGACUGCUGGUGCCCUCUUCUUUUUUGUAUUUGCAGUGUCUCUUUUGUAGAAGCAUUGUUGACCAUGAGUGUAUAGUUCGCGGGUUUUGAAGCUGAUGGAGGAACUCAUGUUGUGGUGCUGCAGAACAUUUGGUGAGCACGCUUUAGUGAAGACUGCACAGAAAACCACUGAGGUGUGUGCUAGUCAGAUGUCAGGUGUGCUUUGCAUCAAGUGUUUUGCUUCAGAGAACAUGAAACAGAAGGAAAAGCUUUUCAAGACCUAUAAUUUCCACAAAUGUAUUGGAAUUCUCUCUAUCAAAUAAAUUUAUAAACAGUUCUUCUAAAA
This is a messenger RNA of Coturnix japonica (Japanese quail), 1406 nucleotides long. It is a transcript of the gene SELENOF, whose product is annotated as selenoprotein F. Lineage: Eukaryota; Metazoa; Chordata; Aves; Galliformes; Phasianidae. Gene Ontology annotation, molecular function: oxidoreductase activity. Gene Ontology annotation, cellular component: endoplasmic reticulum lumen. The record is from RefSeq and is a predicted model, not a curated record.